Messenger RNA from Salvelinus fontinalis (brook trout), 1741 nucleotides. RefSeq lists its product as uncharacterized. The record is from RefSeq and is a predicted model, not a curated record. The transcript is spliced from 2 exons. Bases 256 to 1737 code for a protein of 493 amino acids. Lineage: Eukaryota; Metazoa; Chordata; Actinopteri; Salmoniformes; Salmonidae.
UCGACGACUCAUUGCGAGCUCACAGAACAGGGCUCCGGGCAGCCGAGCGGAAAUGGAGGAAAACUCGCCUCCCUGCGGACCUGGCAUCCUUUCACUCCCUCCUCUCUACAUUCUCCUCUUCUGUCUCUGCUGCUAAAGCCAAUUUCUACCACUCUAAAUUCCAAGCAUCUGCCUCUAACCCUAGGAAGCUCUUUGCCACCUUCUCCUCCCUCCUGAAUCCUCCUCCCCCUCCUCCCCCCUCCUCCCUCUCUGCUGAUGACUUCGUCAACCAUUUUGAAAAGAAGGUCGACGACAUCCGAUCCUCGUUUGCUAAGUCAAACGACACCGCUGGUUCUGCUCACUGCCCUACCCUGUGCUUUGACCUCUUUCUCGCCUCUCUCUCCAGAUGAAAUCUCGCGUCUUGUGACGGCCGGCCGCCCAACAACCUGCCCGCUUGACCCUAUCCCCUCCUCUCUUCUCCAGACCAUUUCCGGAGACCUUCUUCCUUACCUCACCUCGCUCAUCAACUCAUCCUUGACCGCUGGCUACGUCCCUUCCGUCUUCAAGAGAGCGAGAGUUGCACCCCUUCUGAAAAAACCUACACUCGAUCCCUCCGAUGUCAACAACUACAGACCAGUAUCCCUUCUUUCUUUUCUCUCCAAAACUCUUGAACGUGCCGUCCUUGGCCAGCUCUCCUGCUAUCUCUCUCAGAAUGACCUUCUUGAUCCAAAUCAGUCAGGUUUCAAGACUAGUCAUUCAACUGAGACUGCUCUUCUCUGUGUCACGGAGGCGCUCCGCACUGCUAAAGCUAACUCUCUCUCCUCUGCUCUCAUCCUUCUAGACCUAUCGGCUGCCUUUGAUACUGUGAACCAUCAGAUCCUCCUCUCCACCCUCUCCGAGCUGGGCAUCUCCGGCGCGGCCCACGCUUGGAUUGCGUCCUACCUGACAGGUCGCUCCUACCAGGUGGUGAAUCGCAUCUCUGCAUGUCUGGCAGACAUAUCAGUGUGGAUGACGGAUCACCACCUCAAGCUGAACCUCGGCAAGACGGAGCUGCUCUUCCUCCCGGGGAAGGACUGCCCGUUCCAUGAUCUCGCCAUCACGGUUGACAACUCCAUUGUGUCCUCCUCCCAGAGUGCUAAGAACCUUGGCGUGAUCCUGGACAACACCCUGUCGUUCUCAACUAACAUCAAGGCGGUGACCCGUUCCUGUAGGUUCAUGCUCUACAACAUUCGCAGAGUACGACCCUGCCUCACGCAGGAAGCGGCGCAGGUCCUAAUCCAGGCACUUGUCAUCUCCCGUCUGGAUUACUGCAACUCGCUGUUGGCUGGGCUCCCUGCCUGUGCCAUUAAACCCCUACAACUCAUCCAGAACGCCGCAGCCCGUCUGGUGUUCAACUUUCCCAAGUUCUCUCACGUCACCCCGCUCCUCCGCUCUCUCCACUGGCUUCCAGUUGAAGCUCGCAUCCGCUACAAGACCAUGGUGCUUGCCUACGGAGCUGUGAGGGGAACGGCACCUCCGUACCUUCAGGCUCUGAUCAGGCCCUACACCCAAACAAGGGCACUGCGUUCAUCCACCUCUGGCCUGCUCGCCUCCCUACCUCUGAGGAAGUACAGUUCCCGCUCAGCCCAGUCAAAACUGUUCGCUGCUCUGGCACCCCAAUGGUGGAACAAACUCCCUCACGACGCCAGGUCAGCGGAGUCUAUCACCACCUUCCGGAGACACCUGAAACCCCACCUCUUUAAGGAAUACCUAGGAUAGGAUA